This is a messenger RNA of Portunus trituberculatus (swimming crab), 912 nucleotides long. RefSeq names its product keratin-associated protein 5-1-like. The record is from RefSeq and is a predicted model, not a curated record. Lineage: Eukaryota; Metazoa; Arthropoda; Malacostraca; Decapoda; Portunidae. The coding region runs from base 1 to 912 and encodes 303 amino acids. The transcript has 4 exons.
AUGCUUUAUACAGCGACAACCACGCCUACAUCACGCCUACACCACACGCCUACACCCACGCCUACACCACGCCUACACCACGCCUACACCCACGCCUACACCACGCCUAUACCACGCCUACACUACACCUUCCCUUGUGUUGCUGUGUUCCUAUGUGCCUUCCCUUGUGUUACUGUGUUCCUAUGUGCCUUCCCUUGUGUUGCUGUGUUUCUAUGUGCCUUCCCUUGUGUUACUGUGUUCCUAUGUGCCUUCCCUUACGUUUCUGUGUUCCUAUGUGCCUUCCCUUGUGUUGCUGUGUUCCUAUGUGCCUUCCCUUGUGUUGCUGUGUUCCUAUGUGCCUUCCCUUGUGUUGCUGUGUUCCUAUGUGCCUUCCCUUGUGUUGCUGUGUUCCUAUGUGCCUUUCCUUGUGUUACUGUGUUCCUAUGUGCCUUCCCUUGUGUUGCUGUGUUCCUAUGUGCCUUCCCUUGUGUUGCUGUGUUCCUAUGUGCCUUCCCUUGUGUUGCUGUGUUCCUAUGUGCCUUCCCUUGUGUUGCUGUGUUCCUAUGUGCCUUCCCUUGUGUUACUGUGUUCCUAUGUGCCUUCCCUUGUGUUGCUGUGUUCCUAUGUGCCUUCCCUUGUGUUGCUGUGUUUCUAUGUGAUGUGAAUGCAAUAACAGAGGCGAAAACGCCUUCCCAGACCCUCCCAGCGCCUUCCCAGACCCUCCCAGUGCCCGCCUCAACAUCCCUAGCAGUAAUGGGCGCUGAGAGAAGCCCUUCCCUACAGGACCUUGGCUUUUCACCUCCCAGGAAGUCACCAGUGUUUGCCAAGUUGUUCCUUGUGUUGCUUCCCUGUGUCCCUGUGUUGAAGUGUCACGGUGUUGGUGUGCUGGUGUGUUGGUAUUGCUUGUGUUACUUCCCUGUGUCCCUGUGUUGA